CCAACACUUCACAAAUAUGAUUCCAUUAAAGAAUAAUGGGUUGUUAGUAGUGGUUAUCAAGUACUGGUUAGUAAUUUUUGUGCAUGUAAAUUUGAUUUUCGAUUAUGGAGAGAGUUCAUAUUCAAGCGCAAUCAGCAGUACAUACCAUGAACAAAUAAGACGUUUGUCAUUGAUCAACGCUUCCCAUCUCAACCACAAUCGAGUCCCUCGUCAACUUUCCACCUUCUCCAUUACACCAUCGGUUCUGAUGGCCUCACGUGUACAUCACGUGAUCGAUUACGGAGCAGACCCAACAGGGACAUCGGACAGCACAGAAGCUCUCGAGCGAGCUAUUCAUGACGCGUUCCAGUCUCCUCUGGAUGAAGGUCAUUUGAUGAAGGGUGUUGCUGACCUUGGUGGCUCAGAGGUUCAUCUUGAUGGUGGCACUUAUAAGAUCAGCCGUCCAUUGCUUCUACCUAAUUCUGGUGGUGGUAAUUUUAUGAUUCAUGGGGGAUCUAUUUGUGCCUCCAAUGAUUUUCCAACUGACCGCCAUUUGAUCGAGCUAUGGCCAAGUUCAACUACCUCACCGUUUGAGGACAUCACAAUCAAAGACAUCAUGCUCAAUGCGAACUUCCGAGGUGGUGGAAUAUCAGUGGUCAAUUCACUUAGAAUUACCAUAGACAAUUGUUACAUUUCACAUUUCACCACCAAUGGUAUCCUAAUACAAGGAGGCCACGAAACCUACAUAAGAAACUCCUUCAUUGGCCAACACAUCAACAUCGGCGGCGACCACCGCGAGAAAGAUUUCUCCGGCAUCGGAAUCAACAUCAUUGGAAAUGACAAUUCAGUCACCGACGUCGUGAUUUUCUCAGCCUCGGUUGGGAUCAUGGUCGAAGGCCAAGCCAAUGUGUUCGCCGGAGUACACUGCUAUAACAAGGCUACUAUGUUAGGUGGCACAGGAAUUUAUGUUCGGUUACCCGGGUUUACCCAAACCCGAAUUAUAAACUGUUACUUUGACUUUACUGGGAUCGUAGCUGAAGACCCGGUUCAACUUCACAUUAGCAAUUCAUUCUUUCUUGGCAAUGCCUUCAUUUUGAUCAAGUCCUUAAACGGGGUCGUAUCUGGAGUUACUAUUGUGGAUAAUAUGUUCUCGGGCGAUUAUACUGGGGUCCAUAUAGUCCAAUUGGAUGAGUCUAAGAAGGAAUUUCAUGAUGUUGAUCAGGUUGUGGUGGACCGAAAUAACGUUCGAGGCAUGGUCCUUAAAUCGACGGUUGCUAGGGGGACAACGUGGAGGAAUGGAACCACGUGGACCGUUGAUUUCUCUAAAGUCUUGCUCUUUCCGAACCUUAUUAAAAAUGUUCAAUACACGCUACAUGCAGGAGCGUUGUUUCCUAAUCAUGUGUUGAGGAAUGUAUCGAGGAAUCGAAUUACGGUUGAAUCUGACGUUCCUGUGUCUGCCACGUUGCAUGUAUAUGUGUAUCAAACAUGAUCACAUAUGUGUGAUAUAUCUACAACCAUUUUGUUAAAGUAUAGAAGAGGUUACUGCGAUGAGUUUAUAGACACGACUAAUUGAAUAUAUGUAUUGAA
Molecule: messenger RNA, 1566 nt
Organism: Humulus lupulus (European hop)
Lineage: Eukaryota; Viridiplantae; Streptophyta; Magnoliopsida; Rosales; Cannabaceae
Product: polygalacturonase QRT3-like
Exons: 3
Coding region: 17-1468 (483 amino acids)
Molecular function (GO): polygalacturonase activity
Source: RefSeq, a predicted model, not a curated record